Molecule: messenger RNA, 1032 nt
Organism: Fraxinus pennsylvanica
Lineage: Eukaryota; Viridiplantae; Streptophyta; Magnoliopsida; Lamiales; Oleaceae
Source: the annotation of a GenBank genome assembly
AUGUCCUGGUUGGCUCGCUCAAUCGCCAACAGUCUCCAUCUUGUUGAGGAUGACGAUUUGGUUGCUCAAAAUGACAGCGCACGACUGACCCACCUUGAAGACGGCAGACCAGGAGAUCAAUACCCGGAAAACAUAAUUUCCAAAGACGAAGGAGAAUGGCAUGUGGAAGAUCGAUCGUUAUAUGCUAAUGACGAUGACAAUGAUGGUGAUAAUCGGAAUAAUCUACAUGGGCUGAAAGAAGAUCUAUCAGAAUUUAAAGAACAAUUUACGCGUCAAUUACGGGGUGUGGCAUCAUUUCUGGCUCCUCCUCCUACACCACCGCCGCCACCUCCGCUUCCGGGGCAGAAAUUGGGGUUGUUGUGCUCUGAAUCGAAAUUGGAGAAGGAAGGAUUGGAGUAUGGGGAUGAGGAGGAGGAGGGGGAGGAGGAGGAGGAGGAGGGAGAAUUGGGGGAAUGUGGUGAAGGCGAGCCUGGGCAGUUUGGGGAUCAUUCGAAUUUAUUGCAAGCAGAAGAUUAUUAUAUGCUAGAGGACGCGGUGGGGAUAACGGAGGAAGUAUUGGCCUUUGCGAGGAAUAUUGCUCAUCAUCCUGAGACCUGGUUGGAUUUUCCUUUAUCAGAUGAAGAAGAAUUUGAUGAUUUCGAUCUAUCUGAUGCACAGGUCAAGCAUGCCUUGGGUGUUGAACAUCUGGCACAAAGAUUAGCUGCUCUUAGAUAUGAACUUUGCCCUGCCCAUAUGAGUGAGGGUUACUUUUGGAUGGUCUAUUUUGUUCUUCUGCACUCGAGAUUAAAUAAGCAUGAUGCCGACCUUUUGUCUACACCGCAGCUCGUGGAAGCUAGAGCUAUGAUGGUUCCUUUUGAUUCAAUGGCAUGCCAAGCAACAGAUGAUUGUGAGAUAGAGAAGCACCCUCUUGAAAAUAAUGAAAUCGAGUUCAUCGACAAGUCUGUUAUUGAAGAAGAUCCCACAAGCAAACCUGUGGAAAAGGAGAUAGAUAGUCCAUCAAUCGAAUUGCAAGGCUUGCAAACUGAAAUAUGA